GAUAAUCGUACUGUAGCAAAUGGAGUGACCUCAAAUGAAACCCCUGUUGGUCCGGUAUCCACAGUACACCAGUAUGGAUUGAAAUCUUUGCCAACAUUCCCCACUUUGAAGAUUCCACUGACUACAUUUGUACCCGUUCCUUCCCUACCAAACCUCACAGACUGCGGCUACUCUCCGGCGCCCCUCUUCACCUCCAAGCCCCCAACCGUUUCAUCAUCACUGUUCACGGCUGCAUUCACAGCAGCAAUACAUUCCGCUUUCCCAACAGACUUCACACAUUUCCGUGCCAAAUCUUGUCAACCUCUCGGACGGGUUUCUAACUUUUCCAGCCAAGAAAACUUUUCUUGGCCAUUAAUCCUAGCAGAACAGAAUGAUGAAAAGCCCUUGGAUCUAACUUUGACCACCAGAAAUGACGCAGAUGUCAACCCACACAAAGAAUCUACGUUACUCACAUCCUCAAAAAGUACACGGAACAUUGAAUUAUUGGUUGCUAGCCCAUCUACCUCAGUAUGGCGGAAUCCUCGUUCAGCUCCGAAUAACACGUCUCAAACACAUACAUUAGUGCAUGAAUUGAUACAUGUCCAUGAACCACACAUUCCAUUAUCUUCGGCACGACACACCAUCCACCAUUCAACAUCCAUCCACCCCACAGGACCGUCUUACAGGCAGCGACGAAAUACCGUUGUAAAACAAUCCUGUAAGGGUUUAGACCAAUCUACAGGUCCAUGUGAAACAGUGCUCACAAGAGUCACAAGGCUAACCAACAGACUAAGGCGUUCCGUUUCGACUGAGUCAACUGUCGAAAGAACAACCCCUGUCAGCGAUGCAGAAGAAUACCGUAGUAUAAGUCCCCGAACAUCUCCUUCCUCCGUACCAGUGAAUGAGACAAGGCAGCGCAGAUCUCAAAGUGCAAAUGAAAGUAAACCCAGUGAUGCCACCGACGAUGGCGAUUUAGAUGACACUGCUUGUAAUACACUGUCUACAGUAAAACAGAUAGCUACCUCCCAACCACAUCAGCAAACCCGCAUACCUUCUACCACUUUCCGAAAUGCGAAUUGCAAGUUGGAGUACAGUGUAUAUAAUCCGAGAAUGCGUCGAUUUCCAGAAAUGACUCCCAAAGAGAUAAAAGAUGCUGCUUAUUGGGAGAAGCGGGUGCGGAACAAUGAAGCUGCACGACGAUCACGAAGAGCACGGAAGACAAAAGAGGCCACUUUGCGAGAGUAUGCAGAGAAGUUGGAAAAAGUGAAUGCAAAACUUCUGGAAGAAAUCAGCCUACUGAGACAGGAAGUACACAGACUGAAAUCUGAUAAAAACGAAAAAACCUGAUGUGUUUCGAAAGUCUAGGCCUCUAACUAUUCUCAGGAUGUAAAACUGUGUUACUUGUUCAUACUUUUUGUUACGGCUCACUAUAUGUCUCCAGCUAGUGUAUAUAGAAAG
Messenger RNA from Dicrocoelium dendriticum, 1437 nucleotides. NCBI's taxonomy places the organism in Eukaryota, Metazoa, Platyhelminthes, Trematoda, Plagiorchiida, Dicrocoeliidae. The record is from the annotation of a GenBank genome assembly.